GAAGUAAAUGAACUCUAAAACCCUCGUGGCCUGGGCGCUCGAGAACCUAAAACCCUAACAAAGUAACAAGUUCACCGGCCGUUUGAUUCUCCGUUUUUCUCGUCUCUCUGAGUCGUGGUGGUCUGGUCGGAGAGAUGUCGAAGAAGGUGUCGGCUCUGGAUAUGCCGGAUGUCCCGAUGGGGCAGCUCCCGGAGCACCUUAAUCGCCAGCGGACUCGCGUCACUUGCAAUGCUGAUGCCCCGAUCCAUACAGAUGCUGUUCACUACUCUGGUGCGUAUUCAUUGAUGGGAGUGGACAACAGUAUGGGACUAGAAAAAUUCUCCAAAAACUUUAAGGUUGAAAUUGUCAGGCUGAGUGAGGACGAGAUUGAAUUUGAUAUGAUUGGCAUUGACGCUUCAUUGGCAAAUGCAUUCCGGAGGAUUCUCAUUGCUGAGAUCCCUACUAUGGCUAUCGAGAAGGUACUCAUGGUAAAUAACACAUCUCUAAUAGCAGAUGAGGUGCUAUCCCACAGACUUGGCCUUAUUCCGCUUGAUGCUGACCCGAGACUAUUUGAGUACUUGUCAGAAAAUGAUGUGCCAAAUGAACGGAAUACUAUUGUCUAUAAGCUGGAAGUAUCGUGCAAAAAGGAUAGUCCCCGCAAUACAGUUAAGACAAGUCAAUUGAAAUGGCUACCAAAUGGCAGUGAGCUUGAAAUGGCUACUCUUGACAAAUCUGCAAAAGUGAAAAGUUAUACCUCAUUCAGCUGUAGCCAAGAUUCUUUGCCGGAAAUAUCAAAGAAACCACUAGGAGUAAAGCACGAUGAUAUCAUUAUUGCGAAACUAGGGCCAGGACAGGCAAUUGAGCUUGAAGCACAUGCUGUCAAAGGCAUUGGCAAAGUUCAUGCUAAGUGGUCUCCUGUGGCUUCAGCAUGGUAUCGGAUGCUCCCUGAGGUUGUACUAUUGACAGAAGUAAAAGGCCAAGAUGCUGAAAAGCUUGUAAAUAAAUGCCCUGUCAAUGUUUUUGAUAUCGAAGACCUAGGACACGGUGACAAGAAGGCAGUCGUAGCCAACCCUCGCGCUUGCACAUUAUGCAGAGAAUGUAUCCGCGGGGUAAACGAAGAACUGGUGGAACUGGGUCGUGUUAAACAUCACUUUAUCUUUACUAUCGAAUCUACUGGAGCUUUGUCACCAGAAGAGUUAUUCAUUGAAGCUGUGAAAAUCUUGGAAGAGAAAUGUGACCGUCUGCUAUCUGAACUAUCUUAAUUUCUCUUCCUCUCUCUCUCUUUUUCCUUGUUUUUUUUUAAUUAUAAAUCCUGUGUCUGAUGUGAAAUCUAGAAUAUUUGAGUAAAUUAGUUCGUGUUCUUCCCACAUACCAGAGCACAAAAACUUAUAUUUAGUAUUGUGAUAUCAAGCGUUGUGCUUAA
This is a messenger RNA of Zingiber officinale, 1402 nucleotides long. RefSeq names its product DNA-directed RNA polymerases I and III subunit rpac1-like. Lineage: Eukaryota; Viridiplantae; Streptophyta; Magnoliopsida; Zingiberales; Zingiberaceae. The coding region runs from base 135 to 1241 and encodes 368 amino acids. Gene Ontology annotation, cellular component: RNA polymerase III complex; RNA polymerase I complex. Gene Ontology annotation, biological process: DNA-templated transcription. The record is from RefSeq and is a predicted model, not a curated record. The transcript is spliced from 9 exons. Gene Ontology annotation, molecular function: protein dimerization activity; DNA binding.